This is a messenger RNA of Juglans regia (Persian walnut), 2048 nucleotides long. RefSeq lists its product as uncharacterized. NCBI's taxonomy places the organism in Eukaryota, Viridiplantae, Streptophyta, Magnoliopsida, Fagales, Juglandaceae. The record is from RefSeq and is a predicted model, not a curated record. The coding region runs from base 211 to 1803 and encodes 530 amino acids. Gene Ontology annotation, molecular function: protein binding. The transcript has 2 exons.
AACGGGACUGAGAUAUAUUUGAUUUUCCAUAACAAAGCUUUUUUUCCCUCUUCUUUUACACAGCCUUGUUCGUGCUCUGACUUAUCAACCCCUAUUCCUUCUCUUCCUUCCUUAAUAAUAGCACCUCUCUCUCUCUCUCUCUCUCUCUCUCUCUCUGAUAUACUCGUGGGUUCUCUGUUACUUCUUGAUCAGCGAAGUCAGUGCUCGGAUAUGGGAUUGAGGAUUGGUCCAAAUCCAACUGGUUGGCUGCCUUUUCAGUUUACAUCCCCUUUUCUACUUUGUUAUGCCCCAAACUCGGCCAAAAAAGAAAACAUUUACCCUUCCAUGUUGAAAACAUGUGGGGGAAGCAAUACAUUCCUGGCUUACCGAUUGUCUUACCAACCCGCUCGUUCCCGGUCACGUUAUUGUAGAGAAAAUGAAGUAAGGCUAGCUUGUGGAGCGAAUUUUGAUGAACUCUCCGAUGAAGAAACGAUGAAACAGAUGCACGAUGAAAUUGACAAGAAAACUGCUUGCACAGUAUCGGAAACCUCGGGAAAAACUAGGCACAUAGAAGGUGAAGAUAACGUCAAGUUAUGGCACGUUGCAGCUUUGAAGCUUCAUUCUUUGGAACCUUCCUUGCUGGGUAUCCAGCCCGAGCCACCGCAGUGGCCCGAGAGAGAUGAGGUUCUUCGCAUUAGCAUUCAAAGGAGAGUGAACAGAAUGGAAAUCCCCAUAUCGCUUCGCAUAAUCAAGAGGAAGCAGCAAUGGGAAGAGAGUUUGGAAGAAGCGGGGGACUCUACUUACUGUUCUAUGAUGAGGGCCUUCUCAUCAAUGGUAUUUAUAAUCAGAGAGCUUCAGAGCUGCGCGUUACAAAUGAGGGGAAGUCUCUAUUCUGAAGAUUUGCGUGGGAUUGUUGAGAAGGUACAGAAAGAACUGAAUGCGUCAUUUGUUUGGGUCUUCCAACAAGUUCUUUCGCGGACUCCGACUCUUAUGGUUUACGUGAUGAUUCUUUUGGCUAAUUUCACGGCAUGUUCUAUGGCCGAUAACUUAGGGUCUUCCAUGAGCUUAAGUCCUUGUUCUCAUGGAACUAUCACAGAGACUGAGAACAAGGAUCGACCUCAGUUUAAGCUCGGUCUUAUGGAAAUUAGGCCAGGUACUGCUGCUGCUGGUCGCAGCGGCAGAUUAAACCCUGUUGUUGAUGACACUGAGGGUGGGGACAAGGACUUGAGAAGAUCGUAUCUGUCUAUGAAUGUUGUUCCUGUUGAGAUAUCUGAGAUUUCAUUGCUUAGAAAUAGGGAGUUGAUCACAGAGGAGGAGGUAAAUUUGUGGAAUUCAGUGGUGGAAGAAGCUUCUAGAAUGCAGGCAGAGAUGAGCGGGGAGGCUCUUGAUCAUAAAACGAAGCAACACUUAGUGUCUCCGAUGACUGUGGAGCUGGAACCAGAUGAUUAUGAGGAUUACUUUAGGACAGAUCUCUUUUACCAGUUGGGGUUAUCCCGGGAGCCAAAUAAUACUCUUCUGCUGUCAAACUAUGCACAAUUCCUCCACCUCGUUUCUCAUGACAAUGACAGGGCAGAAGAGUGCUUUAAUCGUGCAUUGCUGGUAGAUCCUAUGGAUGCUGAAGGACUGUGUCGAUAUGCAGACUUUCUGUGGAUGGCAAGAAAGGACCUGUGGGGAGCAGAAGAGAAGUAUGAGCAAGCAAUGGCAGCUGAGCCAGGCAACCCUUAUUAUGCAUCCAAGUAUUCUAAUUUCCUUUGGAGCACUGGUGGUGAAGAUACUUACUUCCCACUCAAUACAUUUUACGAUGGCUACAACAAAGUUUUGUGAUCGAGGAGAGGCAGUGUCAAUGGCAGAACGCCAUUAGAAUCUCAUUAUGCUAUCCAUAUAUUUUAGUCUAUUAUUCCUUAAUUUCUCAGUGCUGCCACGAAGUUUGGAAUAUACAAAUGCGUAUGUGAUGCAUGUAUAUGACCCAAAGGCUGUGGAGCAGAGAGAUAUUCUCAAGCCUUCUUGUUUCCAUGAAUUCGGACCCUUUGAUGACAGAAAUAACUUGCAGCGAAUCCAAUUUCAAAGUA